UGGCUCUUUUACUUGUUUUUUACAAUUAUUUUUGGACAACAGGCGGUUGGAUUAUUGAAACUACAUAAGGAUUUGUGGAAAUGUUGGGUCCUCAAGAAGAUAAAUUAUGUGGAAUUUUCUCUGCUUUGGCGGCUUUGUCCUUCGUUUGCUUUGCUCAAAGCUCCACCCCUGGAAACACUGGCAUGUCUGUUGCCAAGUCUACGGUGGACAAGCUACUAAAGGGGUAUGACAUCCGUCUGCGCCCAGACUUUGGAGGUCCUCCGGUCAUUGUAGGAAUGAGCAUCAACAUCGCUAGCAUCGACUCCAUCUCGGAAGUAAACAUGGACUACACCAUCACAAUGUAUUUCCAGCAAAGUUGGCGAGAUAAGAGAUUGGCCUACGCUGAGCUGGACCUCAACCUGACUCUGGACAACCGCGUGGCCGACCAGCUGUGGCUCCCAGACACCUACUUCCUGAACGACAAGAAGUCCUUUCUGCACGGCGUGACGGUCAAGAACAGGAUGAUCCGUCUGCACCCGGACGGCACCGUUCUGUACGGACUGAGAAUAACCACCACGGCAGCUUGCAUGAUGGACCUGCGGAGGUACCCCCUCGACGAGCAGAACUGCACCCUGGAAAUCGAAAGCUAUGGGUACACAACAGAUGACAUCGUGUUCUUCUGGCAAGGAGGGGACACGGCCGUGACCGGAGUGGACAAGCUGGAGCUCCCUCAGUUCUCCAUCGUGGAGCUGCGCUUGGUGUCCAGGGAGGUGAGGUUCACCACAGGGUCCUACCCCAGGCUAUCGCUGAGUUUCAGGAUAAAGAGGAACAUUGGCUACUUCAUCCUGCAGACCUACAUGCCGUCCAUUCUGAUCACCAUCCUUUCCUGGGUGUCCUUCUGGAUCAACUACGACGCGUCCGCGGCACGAGUUGCCCUGGGUGUUACCACGGUGCUCACCAUGACAACAAUUAACACCCACCUUAGGGAGACCCUCCCAAAGAUCCCAUAUGUGAAAGCCAUCGAUGUCUACCUCAUGGGCUGUUUUGUGUUUGUGUUCCUGGCGUUGCUGGAAUAUGCCUUCGUUAAUUACGUGUUCUUUGGAAGAGGCCCCCAGCAGCAGAAGAAGAUCAACGACAGGAUGAACAAAGCCAACAACGAGCGUCCGAGAUACGAAGAAAAGCGCCUGAGGGAACAGGACUCCAUAUCCGUGCCGUUUCAAACCAACACCCUCAGGUCAUAUACACAGCGGAGAAAUCUGUAUCUCGAGGAACAAAGAAAAGUUGGGGUGGAUGCGUACGGGAACAUCCUGCUCACCACGCUGGAGAUGAACAACGAGGUGAUGCCCUCCGACGUCGGAAGCAGUGUCAGCGACUCGCGGAACUCAGUCAUGUCCUUUGACAGUUCAGGGGUGCAGUUCAGGAAGCCCAUGGCCCCUAGGGACGGCUUUAGCCACCACUCCUUGGACCGCGGCGCCAUGCGCACCCGGGCCAACUGUCGCCUACGACGACGCUCCUCCAAGCUCAAGCUGAAGAUCCCUAACCUGGCUGAUGUCAGCACCAUUGACAAGUGGUCCCGGGUCAUUUUCCCCAUAACCUUUGGAUUUUUCAACCUAAUCUACUGGUUGUACUACGUGAAUUGA
Molecule: messenger RNA, 1619 nt
Organism: Hypomesus transpacificus
Lineage: Eukaryota; Metazoa; Chordata; Actinopteri; Osmeriformes; Osmeridae
Gene: gabrb4
Product: gamma-aminobutyric acid type A receptor subunit beta4
Exons: 10
Coding region: 81-1619 (512 amino acids)
Biological process (GO): nervous system process; signal transduction; monoatomic ion transmembrane transport
Cellular component (GO): neuron projection; membrane; GABA-A receptor complex
Molecular function (GO): neurotransmitter receptor activity; GABA-A receptor activity; extracellular ligand-gated monoatomic ion channel activity
Source: RefSeq, a predicted model, not a curated record